This is a messenger RNA of Capsella rubella, 2168 nucleotides long. RefSeq names its product E3 ubiquitin-protein ligase ORTHRUS 2. The record is from RefSeq and is a predicted model, not a curated record. Gene Ontology annotation, molecular function: ubiquitin protein ligase activity. The transcript has 9 exons. Gene Ontology annotation, biological process: negative regulation of gene expression via chromosomal CpG island methylation; protein ubiquitination. Lineage: Eukaryota; Viridiplantae; Streptophyta; Magnoliopsida; Brassicales; Brassicaceae. Bases 85 to 1980 code for a protein of 631 amino acids.
CUACUUUUCAUUUGCUUUCACCUUAUCUCUCUCUCUCUAUCUUUCAUCUUUUGGCUUUUCUCUUCAUCAAAUUCAUCGGAGGAUAUGGCUUCUUCUCUUAACAUCCAAUUGCCGUGCGACGACGGAGUAUGCAUGCGAUGCCAAUCAACACCACCGCCGGAGGAUUCUAUAACUUGCAGCACCUGCGGUACGCCUUGGCACGUGUCAUGCCUCUCGUCUCCUCCCGAAACCCUAGCCUCGACUUUACAGUGGCUUUGUCCCGAUUGCUUUGGAGAUACCGAUCCUCUUCAUGUUUCCGGUGCUGCGGCCGGGCACGGAUCUGUUGGGUCAGAUCUUGUUGCGGCCAUCCACGCGAUCGAGGCGGAUGGGUCUUUGAAUACCGAGGAGAAAGCUUGGAAAAGGCAACGGUUAGUGAGUGGUAAAGCCGUCGCUGAAGAUGAAGAAGAAGAGAAGAAGGGAAAAGGAAAAGAAGAUGUGUUAUCCACACUUGACAAGAACCUUAUUUGUUCUUAUUGUACACAGUUACUUGAGCGGCCUGUGACGAAACCAUGUGGGCACAACGCUUGCUUGAAAUAUUUUCAGAAGUGGAUGGGUCAGGCAAAGCGCACUUGCGGAAAAUGUCGUGCCAUUGUUCCUGAGGAAAUGGCAACAAAUCCCCGUAUCAACUUGUCCAUUGUUUCUGCUAUCCGUUUAGCAAAAGGCUUUAAAACUUCAAAGGUCCGUCCUCAUUUCAUUAGCAACGAAGACCUACCAGAUAAAGCAUUUACAACGGAGCGUGCAAAGAAAAAUGGGAACGCGAAUGCUUCCAGUGGCAAGAUAUUUGUUAACAUUCCAAAUGAUCAUUUUGGUCCCAUACUAGCGGAAAAUGAUCCCCGUAGGAAACAAGGUGUUCUUGUUGGGGAGUGUUGGAAUAACCGAUAUGAGUGUAGACAGUGGGGGGUUCAUUUCCCACAUAUUGCCGGGAUUGCGGGACAGGCUGAUCACGGGGCACAAUCUGUGGUACUCGCUGGAGGCUAUGUGGAUGAUAAGGACCAUGGAGAGUGGUUUCUCUAUACUGGAAGUGGGGGAAAAGAUUUAAGUGGCAACUUAAGGACUAAUGAGACUCAUUCUUUUGAUCAAGAGUUCACAUAUUCUAAUAAAGCUUUAAGACUUAGUUGCGAGCGUGGGUAUCCUGUUCGAGUUAUCAGGUCAGACAAGGUUUGUUCUCCAUAUAACCCUGAGAACGGAGUGAGGUAUGAUGGGAUUUACAGAAUUGAGAAGUGCUGGCGAAAUGUUGGAGUACAGGGUUUUUUUAAGGUCUGUCGUUUCCUGUUUGUUAGAUGUGACAAUGACCCAGCUCCAUGGACCAGCGAUGAGCAUGGAGAUCGUCCAAGACCAUUGCCUGAUAUUCCUGAGCUUGAUAUGGCCACAGACCUGUUUGAGAGACAAGAAAGUCCAUCAUGGGAUUUUGAUCAAGUUAAGGGUCUUUGGAGAUGGAUGAAGCCUCCACCUGCUAGUAAAAUGGCGGCGAAAGACUCAAAGAGGAGAAAACUUCUGAAAAAGUUUAGUUGUGAGAUUUGUCGACAAGUGAUGACUCUUCCUGUGACAACACCUUGUGGUCAUAACUUCUGCAAGGCAUGUUUGGUAGCUAAAUUUUCUGGGAUAACUCUAAUGAGGGAGAGAAACAAUGGUGGACGCACACUACGCACACAGAAGAAUGUAAUGAACUGCCCUAGCCAUCUUUGUCCCACUGACAUUUCUGACUUUCUCCAGAACCCUCAGGUCAAUAGAGAUGUAAUGGAAGUGAUAGAGAAGCUGAAGAAUCAGGAAGAGGACAACGAAGAGCCUGAAGGGGAUGAAGGUGAAUGCUCUGGUACCAAUUCUGAGGAAGAAACUAAUCUGGUCGUGUCUGAAGAAGCUCAUGAGCAACCAGCAAAACGAAUUAAGUUGGACACUGACGCCGUGAUUACCGGGACUGUCGUUGAAUCAGACAUGGAGUAGGUAGGGACCUUUCCAUUGGCUAUUUUGGAUCGAACCAUCAGACAAAGUUUGAGACUAAGUGGUUUUGUUUUGGAACUUUAAGACAUUUAUUUGAUGAAAAAAAACUCUAGUACAUGCAUGAUGUCGUACGUAACAUUUGUGGAACGUAUUGCAACUGAGUUCUAAAAUUUGGUUCUCUGGUUUAAUUA